AUGGCGCUACCCGCUGUCACUCGUGUGUUCUUUGCUAAUAGGAAUCAAAUAACACAAUGUAUGUCAGAGGGCUCCCGCAACCUGUCUUUAGGUGUUCGAGUUCAUGCGAGGACACAAUCAUUGCAAUGUCUGAAAAUGGCGAGUUCUCAAUCGAAUGCUGUACAUGCUACUGUGCACCGAAGGUCACAGCUAUUACGGCAGCUGCGAAAGCAAUGGGGAUGAAAACAGCCGUGCUACUAGUAACUGGACGUAUGCAAUGUGGAGUGGAAUUGGUAAGUAAUUGUCAUGUUAGAUAUGUUAAAAUAAUCUUCCCUAGUGGGUGUCAUUGUCAGUACAUGAAAUUGCUACCAAGAGACUAUCAUCGAUAAUGUUUUACAUUGAUGUAUGUGCAUGUGAUUUGGAAUAAUUGUGAGUACUUCAACAUGUCAUUACAAGAACGUGGUUAACGUUCAUAACAGGUCAUUUGAGUCAUUGAGUGACCUAAAUGUUCUGUGAUAUACAUUCCCCCCUCUCAUUCGUAGCGUUCUCUCUCUUCAGCAAAGCUGAGGAGGACACCAGAACUGAGGCCCAGAAGAAAGAAGAUGAGAUUAUUUUACUUUUGAAGAGAGCCAAGGUAGCUAAUUGUCAUUGAUGCUGGCAACUCCUCAGUACAGUUUCUACCUAGAAUCUUAAUCUAAACAAGAGAAGGACAGUACCAUGCAACUGUAUUUGCCAUGAGAUGAUAUGCAAUGUUGUGAAUCUAAGUGUCAUGUCAUAUCAAUUUAACAGCAUUUUAAUUGUAUCAAUUCAGACCCAACUGUUUGACAUAUCUGUCCUAGACAUUAUGUUUUGACUAAGUGUCAUAUGUCUUUACAUUUUGAUGUCUGAGUAACAUUGGUGUGUGUUGUUAAAGCUCAGUAUGAUGCGGGGGCAGUUGCAUGGAGCCAAUGGAUUCCUCCACCAGGCCAUCGCACUGGCCCACCAGACUCACAAUACACAAGCUAUCAUCUACACCUACAGUUUGGUAAAAGCCUUGACUUUUUAACAGGAGGUUUUUAACUUGUUGAAAUGUGCUUCAAACCCAGUGUUAUUAGCCUACACAGUGAACUUGUGGGAACAAGUGAUUGACUGGACUUAUUUGACAUGUGAUUGGUCAUGUCUUUUGCUGUGCAUUACAGAGAGAAUUUAAGUAUCGCAGCCUCUUGCAAUAGUGAUAUUGAACACACAUCGAUCCAUGUUGCGAUAACGAUAGUUUUGAGAUAUCAUUCUAUACACUUUGAUGGAGUAAGGUUUAAUGUGCUCACUCAGGAAUUUUUGUAAGCAUUUUGAAUGUAAUGCCACAGUUGGCAUAGAAACUCAUACGUACAUCAUUAUUGUUGUUUUAUUUUCCCCGGUCUCUACAGAUGGCGAACCUUGCCUAUGUCCAAGGUCAGCUGGAUAAUGUGAGUAACAGCAGAGGUCUCCACUUUCUCCACUCUUUCUCCACUCUUCAGUGAACCCCCCCCCCACCUGCUGGCCCACUUUUGGGAUUUAUUUUUAAUGGUACACUCAGCAAUAUGACAAUGUCACUCACUGCGGGGUGGCUUCCUGCUUAUCGAAAUCCAGAACAUGAACAAAGUUCAAAUCUGCAGGGAGGACUGCCACUAUUGGCGCUUCCUAAUGUGUGUAUUCUUCAAAGGAGAAGAACCAAUAGGGGAAGUAUGGUCAUUUUUAAAUCCCAUUUUUGUUGAUGUCUGUAAGCUGGAGGUGAAGAUGAUGUCAUAUUGCGGAGUCUACCUUUUGAAACCAUUCAGUUGUACUAAGCUCAUGAGGCAUUCAUAAGUAUAUUCUUCAAGAAUCAGUGGUACAUCAUUCAUUGAAAUGACCAUUGAGCAGAGGUUAAUUUGAUAGAUUGUACCUUUUUAAUGUUUUGAGCUGUUUUGCCGACAUCCAGUGACCCCUGUGCUCUUCUCCCCCAGGCAGAGAAACUGUUCAAAGCAUCCAUGAGUUUCAUGUUGUCCGGAGGAACAUCACAGGUGAGGGUUGGUCGUGUGUCUAAGUAAGAAGUUAAUAGCGUGGUAAAUAUAUUAAAAUGUACGCACGCAUUACUGUAAGUCGCUUUGGAUAAAAGCGUCUGUUACAUAGCAUAGAUUAUUUUUAUUAAUAGUAGAGGAAUAUAAUUGUUGUGACGUGCCUAUUGUAGCAGCUUUCUGAUUUUGAAAUGAACAGGACAAUCUGUAAUUUGACCAUCCAUCUGACGAAAGAAGGACUGUCUGGAAUAAAUAGUCUUGGGCUCAGCUCCGUCUAUUCCAAAACCAUUGGCAGUGAAUUGUUGUGGUGCGUCGUUGUCCAGACACUCAAUGCUAUAGUGCUACUUCAGUCUUUUUCUCUCUCUCCGGUUCAAAGGAUGACAAUGGGGUUAUUGAGAUGUCCCUGAAGCUCGCUACCAUAUAUGCCGGCCAGAAUAAGUAAGUGGACUUCUUCAAAAGUGGAUGUCUUCAUGUGGGUUUCAAUGGACGUUGGCGCAAUUGAAUCAGCUUCAAGGUUUAAAGCAACCAAAUUAGUUCUAGUGGUCUUUACCUCUUAAAUAAUGGACAUCAUUUAAAGUAGGAGACACCGUUGCAUCAAAUUCCCUUUGAUGCAUCAUUUAAUAAAAUGCAGAUACGUUUCUGAUAGGAGCCAGCCAGCUUAGUUGAUGAAGAGUAUUCAGCAUACACCAUUUAAAGAGGAUCUCUAGCCAAACCCAAGGUUUUCAGUUGAGAAUGUUUUUUUUUUCCUGCAUUUGGUUGUAGUCCUGUAUUAUAGGACUACAUUUCCCAAACCACCCUCAGGUUGUUAUUAUUAUUAUUAUUAUUAUUAUUACAUACCAUUUACAAACUCUAACCUUUUUUUCUUUCUUCUCAGGAAUGACUUGGCAGAGACUGGUUUCAAGUUUUGCAUUGAAUCCCUUGAAGCCAAGUUGGAGAAAUUCAAGGAACUUCCUGCUGAGGAGCAAUCAGGUAUCUAACGACCAAACCUUCAAAUAGUUAUAGCUGUAAUAGCAUAAGAUUGUGUGUGUGAUUCUGGAUGACAAAAUCAUUAUGUUGUCAUCCAGAGUCACAUUUAUUUAUUUUCCAAGCUAUAUCACAAUAUAUUACAUACAGCAGGUUUGUAAAGGACCAAAGAGUUUGGUCUGCUUAGUGUUUUAAAUUUUUGCCAUUGAAAAAAUAUCACAGCCCUAAUCAGGAUCCUCCUCUAUAUCCUAUCCAACACUGCUUGUGUGUGUGUGUGUGUGUGUAGGGCACAAUGCUGUCUACUAAAAAUGCAUAUCACUUGACUCAAAUUUGCCUGCAACUCACAUCUUUAAUGCUAAGAAAAAUGUAUUUUUAUUUAUAAGAUGCAGAAAGAAAUGAAGGUACAAUCUAUACCUUUAUUAUUUAUUCGCCACAGUAAUUAAUUGUAACAAAUUUGAAAUGCAAGCUUCAUAAGCAAAUUAUCAAUUUCAAGCAAUUUUGACAUGCCAAAAAAGGCCUAAGCUAGUAAUUGUUGAUUGACAUAUUGCUGUUCCAAUCAGAGGGCAGAGUGUGCCUUUCACAAGCCAGUUGGUUGCAUGUUUUCUUUUGCAAGGCCGAUGCUGCAGCUACUGUUUCUUGCUGUGUGGAGAGUAAUCCACGGAGACUCUGUGCCACAAAUUUCAAGUCAUCAGAUAAUUUCAAGUCAUCAGUCUUAAAUCAAAGUCGAGUCUUGAGGCUCCAAGUCAAUUCUCAAGUUUUAUUUUAUUUUCUAUCAAGUCUCAAGUCACUCGAGUCCCAAGUCAUGUGACUUGAGUCCACAACUCUGGUACGUUCUAAUCGUCACUGUAGGAACAACAUCUUCUAUGCACUUCCUGGUGAACCAACCCAGAGACAGUCAGUAUAUUCCUCAAUGUCAUUCCUAGAGGCGGCUCGGAACAUAUCUCAGUCCGCGUGAUCACAACAGUCCUGUAAUAUGGAUUACGAUUGGUCAGACCAGCGUUGAACAGACCUUAACAUGGGUGCUUCCUGUUUUAAUUUAUGCCUAUAGGCAGGGAAGAGCCGAAUGGAGGCUGAUUUGCCAAAGGGGUGACGAAGGAGGGCUUUCCAUCCAUCUCAGUAUAAAGAAUAACACUGAUCCCAAUGUAUUAUUCCCGCGAGUGAGGCAAGAGAUGUGUUGGUGGAAUUUUCCUUAUAUUUCCUUUGUUAAAGUCCACAAUGGAUGCGGCCUUGAGUAUAUGCUGUUUCCAAUUUGUUCAAAGUCCUGUGUAAUUCUUCAAGUGCCAGCGCGGUGCCUGCUUGUGGGGGGGGAUGUACACAGCCGUGAUACAAACAGCUGUAAAUUCUCUCGGGAGAUAAUGGGGUCGGCAUUUGAUCGUGAGCUAUUCUCGGUCAGGAGAACAAACUCUUAAGGCUUUGUACAUUCCUAAAAUCACACCAUGAGUUGUUGAUCAUAACACAUCCUCUUCCGCCAUUGUUUUUCCCCGCAAAGCUCUUUUACCUUGUCCGCGUGAUGUACGGAGAACCCCGUAGGCUGUAUAGCCGGAUCAAGCUCCUCCCCCGAUAACCAAGUCUCUGAGACAGAUUACAUUUAGUGUCUUGUAAAUCUGGUAGGAAAUCAGCGCUCUGAGCUCACAAAGUUUAUUGUCCAGGUAAUAUAGUAGAAAGGGGAGGGUGGUUUAAUCAGACUAGAACUCCAGCUCGCCUUCCCCUCUGGCGGCAUCUUUUUGGAAAAGGGCUCCUGUAAUCAAUGGAACUGCUUUGGGUAGUCUAGACAAGAGUAUCCCCCGCCGGUAAGACUAAUUUGUGGUGAGUAAUCUCGAUCUGAUGUUCAGAAGUGCUCGUCGGUGAUAGGAAAUAAUACUAUAAAGUUUUAAAAAAAAUCACUAAAAGUAAUCAAAAGACUGCAAAGUUGUCAGGGAGCUAGCAACAGGGCGACCAUCGUCGGCGCCUUCUUGUUGUAAAAGCCAGUCCAUUGUACUGUUCAGUAAACAACAGACUGUCAGUUCAUUGUAAAGUGUAGACCUCCAUCUUCUCUAGCUGUGUUGGGCCCUAUGGUGUCUUCUCUCUAGUCUAGACUGUGUCUGCGCUGUCCUUCUGCUCCUUUUUUUUUUGUGUAAAUGUUGUCCAAUCACAGUAUUUAAACCCCCAAAAUAUUGUCCAUCGGUAAUCCGUGACCGCACAAUAAGCACAUCACUGCUUCCUGUCAACUGAAUUUCUCAACCCAAGUCUCAAGCAGACUGAAGUAGUUUUUCCUCUAGGACUUUCCAUGCGCUUUGCUCAGUCCCUUUUUUUUUUAACUUUUCAUUCUUAAUCCUUCCUAAACGAGUCCCCACCAAUGACGGGCAUUACCAUUUGCACAAUGCAGCCACAACCAUGCUUGAAAUGAUUGAGGGUGUGGCCUGGCUGGUCUAGUGGUCCUGUCCCGGGCACACAUUAUGUACCGCGUUGGUACAGGCUGGAAUCCGGCCUACUACCCUGUGACAUAGAAAGGGGAUAUCUUUCCUCUCGCACACUCUGGUCAAUCAAAUAUGAAAAUGUAAAUAAAGAGGGCGACGUUAUCUUCUGAAAAAUUGUGUAACCUUGCUUUAGUAUUGUGUGCAUUCAACUUGUAUGACCUUUUUGAUAUUGAGCUUGCUCGCUGACAGCAUCCAUGCUCAUGUUUCUCUCUCUCUCUUCAGAGGAGUUGCGGAAGGAGACCCGGCUCCUGCUGGGCCUGACCCUGGACUCCCACGCCCGCUACAUGGCCGCCACACACUGCCUGAGCCAGGCGGUGCUGGACUACAAGCGAGCUCUGCUGAUCUGCCAGGAAGAGCAAGGAGAGACCCACCCCCAGGUACAGGGAGAGACCCACCCCCAGGUACAGGGAGAGACCCACCCCCAGGUACAGGGAGAGACCCACCCCCAGGUACAGGGAGAGACCCACCCCCAGGUACAGGGAGAGACUCACCCCCAGGUACAGGGAGAGACCCACCCCCAGGUACCAGUUGUCAAAUGUUUAGUCAUUCUAGUCAACGCUGCCUGAAGAAGACUGAUGUAGUCGAAAUGAUUUGCAGUUAUGCAUCCUGAUGUUUUGUAACCUGUAGGGGGCAGUUAUGCGUCCUGAUGUUUUGGAAACUAACUUCAUCUGCUCCUACUUUAAUGUAUAUAUUUUUUUAUAUAUUAACUGGAAAUUGUUUUCUGCUGUCCUGUCUACAGUCCUUGGUGCUGCUGAGUGACCUGGCCACCAUCCUGGACCUGCAGGGUCGCCACGACGAGGCUCUGCCCUUGGUGAAGCAGGCUGUGGAGCUGAGCAGAGAAGCCGGCCACCAUGACCAGCACGUGCUGCUGGGAAACAUGGCAGGCGUCCUACUGCACAAUGGUAAGGAGGGGUGAAGAUGAGGACAACCUCUAGGAGGGCCUUGGUUUCCUCUUUCCUCAACACAAGCCAGUUUUCAGUAUCACAACAUGAGCUUUUAUUGUGAAUUCUCUAAAUGUAAUGUAGCUCAGUUGGUAGAGCAUGGCUCUUGCAACAUCAGGAUAGUGGGUUUGAUUCCUGGAACCACCCAUGAGUACAAAAAAAAAAAAAUGGUUGCACGCAUACAGCGCAACAAAAAAACGUUGUUGGGUUACGAUGAUCGCCGGUCAUGGUGAAAAAAAGUAACGCUCCCUAUAGGCAUACUUUCAAUGUAUUUUUCCAUAAAAGGUGGGUGAACUGUUGAAAAAAAAAAAAAAGAAGUGGGUAAACUGUGUUUACUUGCGUUUACCCUCCGUUACACCACUGCAUGCAUGACUAAGUCUCUUUGGAUGAAUGUGUCUGCUAAAUGGCAUAUAUUAUAUCUCUAUGCAUGUUAUCCCUCUGACACAGGUCAUUUUGACGAGUCGAUGCAGCUGCAUAAGUAACUGUACAGAUAUCAACACGAAUGAAUAACAUUUAGUUCAAGGGGGUACAGUGAAUACUUUUUACGACUGUUGAUAUCAGAGAACAUGUCUGUAGUGUUCACUAGGGCGUGCAACAGAAAACGCUUCGAAGCGUUUUUUGCAUUUCAGGUAGUCCCACCUGUUUUUCUUCCGUUUCGUGCCAAAUGAACACAAUCGUUGUCUCUUGUGGGUUUUCCUCCUUGUCCAGAUCUGUUUGAGGAGUCUGUGAAGCUGUACAAGGAGGCUCUGGCCCUGGCCCAGUCUGCAGGAGAUGAAGAAGCAGUGGAGCAGAUCCAGGAGGGGCUGAAAGAGGUGGGCAACAGGAGGAAAGCACAGAAGGCGGAAGCCGAAGCAGCCAAGAAUAAGACCGACUGA
Molecule: messenger RNA, 7223 nt
Organism: Coregonus sp. 'balchen'
Lineage: Eukaryota; Metazoa; Chordata; Actinopteri; Salmoniformes; Salmonidae
Source: the annotation of a GenBank genome assembly